AUGCAGAAAUAUAAAUCAAUAAAGACUUGGGAAAGACUAAAUAAGGUAAAGACACCAAAUCCAAAAUAUGAAUAUGAUAAUUUGAAAGAAAUAGAUGAUAAAUUCAAGUAAUUUGAGGAAAAUAAUGAUCCUGAGUUUAAUAGUCCAACAUCUUUAUUUGGAACAAUUUUGAUAUAAACAGCAGUACAAGGACUAUAAAUGACAAAUCUAUUACAACAUUAAAGUUAACCAUUAAAUAGAGUGAGUUAAAGGUUUUAUUAUUUUUUUAUUUUUUAGUAUUUUGAAGGCAUUUGACAUUAAUCCUACUAACUUAAAUUAGUUAAAAACUAUGCAAGAGAGACAGUAAUUAAUCCUAAUUAAGCAAGCGAAUACAUAAAGAACCAAAUGAAUAGUACAAUUGAUACUUUAUUGAAAAAUUGGUCAGAUAAGAUUUUUAUGAAAGAACAAAAGUGUAAAGAAAUCGAUUUAUAAAUGAAAAAAGAGAAAUAAAAUAACUAAACCAAAAGACAUUUCAAAUGGUUGUAAUUAAAAACAAAAUAUGAAGAAUUGAAAAAUAAGUUACGAUAAAUUGUAGUAGAUAAAUUAAAUGAUUAUGAGAAUUAAUAAUUAGCACUAAAAUCUUAAAAUAAGCCUUUAAUGCUUAAAAAUGUCUAAGUUAUUACAACUCGAAAUAUAUUUGAGAAUAUGGAAAAGUAUGGUCAUUCUAAUGAGUUUCACUUUUUAAAAUCUUUAGGUUAAGAUAGAUUAAAAUAAAUAAAAGAGAAACAGAAUAAAUAAUUAAACUAAUAAUAAGAUGAAACUAAUUAGGAAGAUAAUACAAAACAUUCUCAAUAUGAAGUUUUAUGGAAUAAUUAAUAAGAGUAGAUCUUUACAAAAUAAAGAAGCUAAACAAAAUAAUUAUUUACGUAUUAUUUCUUUUUUAUAUAGAAAUGAAAUUGCAUGUUCUAAUUGGAAUGAUUUAGGAUUUCUACCAAUUUUACAAUAAAUGACUUUAACAGAAAAAAAGAAAUAAUAAAGAGAACAUAUUCUGAAUAAAUAUACAGAUGGUGAAUUCUUAACAGCCUAAGAAUUAUAAUUUUUGGCUAAUACAAGUGAAUUAUUGAAUGCUUGUUUAGAUAGAGAUUUCUUUUAAAAAGCUGCUAAUUAAGUAAAUCCAGAUUUACUUUUUAAUAUGGAAUUAUCUUUAGCUGAAUAAAUAUUAAAAGAUUAUGAAGAAAUGAAAACAGCAACAAUGAAAGCUAGAUUAUAGUACAUAAGAGUAAAGAUUUAAAAGACUAAAGAGAAAUUGGCCAAAAGAGAAUAAAUUUUAUUAAAACAAUCAAUAGAUGCAUAUAAUAUGGAAUUGAAUAGAAAAUACAUAAAAGUAUGUAAAACUGUAGUAAAACAUAUGGAAAGAACUGGUAAAUUUGAAGAGAAAAUACCAAGUGAAAUUCCAGGAGCAACUCAACUUAAAGAUUAUUUAAUGGGAAAGAUUACUGAAAAGUAGUUCAUUAAUAAAUUAUAUGAUUAUGUUGUUGAAAAGGAAAGAAGGAAAUAAUAUAUAGAUUUAAAUGAUGAUGAUAAUUAAUUCAAUUUUUCUUCUCAAUAGUAAUUUACAAGUUAAAAAUAAAUUUAACCUUAAAGUCCAAGAGUAUCUUCGGUUAAAAAUAAAAGGUAAGAGUAUUUAAAAGUUAUGGCUCGACCUAAAAGUACAAUAGGUGUUUAAUUUACUCAGAAUAUUAAAAGACAUUUAUUUCAUCCUUCUACCAAAUUAUUAAUUGAUAAAAAGUUAGAAGCUGAAGAAAAUGAAUUAGCUUAUAUAAAUCCUAUAUCUGCUUAAUAUAAUAAAUAUGAAUAAGAAAAGUUUAAACUUGGAUUGAAAAGUCAUCCUGCUUUAAGAUAGAGAAAGAAUUUUAAAAAGUUUUAUUCAGGAGGUCCUCCUACUUAACCAGAAUUAGAACAUUGGAAAAGUCCUAAUUAUUAACCUACUUAAAAAGAAAUAAGGGCUGCAAUAGUCAUUUAAAGAAAAUUAAGAUCUUUAUUUAGAGAGAAGAAACUCAGAUAAAAAUUAGAAGAAAGAAGAAAACAAAUUUAUUAUUUAUUUAAAGAUAAUUGUGAAAAUAUGGUACAUCAAAUAGAAAUGGGAUAGGAUUAGUAAGUGUCCUUUUUUUAUCUUAAUAAAUAGUUAGAAAGAUGUAAAGUAAUUGCUAAAGAUUAAAUAAACUUUGGAAAUAUUAGAACAGAUGAAAAUAGUCGUAAAAACAUUGAAAAAAGAAGUUUUAAUUUAAGCACAGGAACUUCAACUCCAACUCCUAAAACAUUUAAAAGUUUAAGAUUACCUUUGCCUUAAAAUAAAGUUAAAGUUGAUUUGCUUUUUGAAGCAGUUCAUAAAAAUAGAAUUAUGAUGAUGAAACAAUCUCAUUUUGUAUAUUCUGCAAAUGAUGUAAAUUCUUAAAAUUAUGAUGGUAUUACUCCAUUACAUAUAGCAGUUUUAAAAGGAAAUUAAGAUUUUGUAGAAUGGUUAAAUUUUAUUUAAUUUUAUUAGGUUACUUAUUAAUGGAGCUGAUCCUUAUAUAAUGGAUUAACAAAAUAUCACUCCACUUGAUAUGGCAAGACAUUAUAAUAAAACUAAGGUAAUAUAAAAUUUAAUUAAUUAUAUAGAUUAUCAGACUUUUUGAAUAAUAUAAAAAAAUUUGA
Messenger RNA from Paramecium sonneborni, 2676 nucleotides. NCBI's taxonomy places the organism in Eukaryota, Ciliophora, Oligohymenophorea, Peniculida, Parameciidae. The record is from the annotation of a GenBank genome assembly.